Messenger RNA from Hypanus sabinus (Atlantic stingray), 8561 nucleotides. RefSeq lists its product as uncharacterized. The record is from RefSeq and is a predicted model, not a curated record. The transcript has 2 exons. Lineage: Eukaryota; Metazoa; Chordata; Chondrichthyes; Myliobatiformes; Dasyatidae. Bases 4545 to 5648 code for a protein of 367 amino acids.
GGUAUAAUAAUAAUAAAAAAAUCAAGACUCGUUUAUUUUUAAGAGCACUGUCUUCUGCCCAGUAAGCACUACUUAACUCACCCUGGGUCGUUAUCACCAGAUCAAGCGGCUUGGAGCUUUACUCUGUACAUACAUCGAAAUAAGAUCUUAUGAUGCGCUAAAAUACCAUUGCAUAUUCAAGAUUGUUUAUUGUCAUUCAAGUGUAAAGGAGAACAAAGUGAUUGUUACUCCAGAUCAGAAGCAGCAUAAAUUAUUCAAUAUAAAAUCCAUCCCAAACCACAAUGUAGAAGUAAUUGUUCAGUACCAUACAGUACUGUGCAAAAAUCUUCAGCACAUUUAUACUGAAUUGAAUUGACUUUAUUUCUUACAUCCUUCACAUACAUGAGUAAAAAUCUUUUAUGUUACGUCUCCAUCUAAAUGUGUAAUGUACAAUUUAUAGUAAUUUGUAAUAAAUAGUAUGUAAGGACGGUCACUAUAGCAUAGAAAUACAAUCGUAUCAGCAUGAAUUAAUCAGUCUGAUGGCCUGGUGGAAGAAGCCGUCCCAGAGCCUGUUGGUCCUGGCUUUUAUGCUGCGGUACCAUUUCCCGGAUGGUAGCAGCUGGAACAGAUUGUGGUUGGGGUGACUUGGGACCCAAUGAUCGUUUGGGCCCUUUCUACACACUGUGUCUGUAAAUGACCUGAAUAGUGGGAAGUUCACAUCUGCAGAUGCACUGGGCUGUCCUCACCACUCUCUACUGUAUAGCUAGGGUACUUAAAAUGUUCGCACAAUACUGUACUUGUCAACGUGGAGCGGAGAGCGAGUUUGUAAAUCUGAUGGGAGCAGAGGAUGCUGAGAAUGGCGAGGGUGAGCGCCAUGAGAGGGGGGUGGGGUCCUGUCGGAGAGCGAGGGCGGGUGGGGGAGGGGGGAGAUCGAUCUUUGGGAGCUUUGCUGCUGCUUGUGCAUGGGGAGGAGCUUUGAGGUUUGAAGUUUAUAUACAUGGACUAACUGUAUGUACAAAAACGACUCUAAGUGCAAGAGUAUCUGAACUUAACGCGACUCCGACAGUGGCUGGUGUGGAUGUAGUAGUGGGAGGGGUGGAGUGGUGGGUGGGUUAAUGGGUGGAGGAGUUCAUCUGCCUGAUGGCUUGGGGGAAGUCACUCUCUGUGAGUUUGGUGGUUCUGACGAGGAUGCUCUUUUCUGAUGGGAGUAGGACAAACAGUCCAUGAGCAGAGUGGGUUGGAUCCUUCAUGAAACUGUUUACCUUCAUCCAGCACCUUCUAUAUAGGGUGACGGGUGGAGAUACAUCAAUACCAAAGGAGGAGUAAGGCGCUCCUUCCCGCAGCUAACCUACAGGUCACCCUUGGGAAAGAUGUAGUAUAACCUGCUUACACACUCUCCCCCCAAAGAUCAGGGUCACAUGAAACCAUGGGAGCAGGUGGUAGAUAGUUGUACGAGUAGCUGGUGCAUAUCACAAGCCCUGGUUAUGCCACCACUGAUGCCAGGCAGACAAUCUCUGAAGAGUAUUGAUAAUGGCUGGGGUCCUCCAUCUUGUAAAGACGCUGCCCAGAAGGCAAACCACUCUGUAGUUAUGUUUAUCAAGAACAAUGAUGGUCAAAGACACUGAUCACUCACGCCAUAUGAUAUGUCACAUAAUUAUGAUGAUGAUUUCUGAGUGCAGGAUGUCCCCCGCUAUCCGAAAGUGCAGUGCUCCUAUGAAACCUUUCGUAAGCCAAAAUGGUGUAAAGCGAAGAAGCAGUUACCAUUAAUUUAUAUGGCAAAAACUUCUGAGUGUUCCCAGAUCCAAAAAUAACCUACCAAAUCAAACCAAAUAACACAUAAAAGCUAAAAUAACACUAACAUAUAGUAAAGGCAGGAAUAAUAUGAUAAAUACACAGCCUAUAUAAAGUAGAAAUAAUGUAUGUACAGUGUAGUUUCACUUAUCAGAAUCGGGAAGAUUUAGCCAAAACCGAUUUGUAGAAAAAAAAAAUCGGCAUGUACACGCAUUUGCGCGCACACCUGCCCGCGCAAGGCUUCACAGUCAUGGUAGUCUUUCUCGGGGUAAACACAAGUUUAAAGCGGGCGCAUUUUUUGUAAAAGCGAAACUCCUCUUCGGAUUUCUUCUGGUUAGUGAAACAGGUACUAAAUGUAGGUCUUUUGUAAAAAUGAAGUGGCAUAAAGCGAACUUUCGUAAAGAGGGGGUCACCAGUAUACAGUAAAUCCUUGAUACACGAUGCCUGCUGCCAGUGAUGUAUUGGGCAGUUUAAACAACUGAUAGAGCCCUCCUGUUCUAUAUGUAGUAUAUAGUAAAUGCACUAUAUAGAACUCAUACUAUAUACCUAGUACUCAGCUAGGUUCCUCUGCAAUUACAGUUGUGCUGGAAAGUGUGUGAACCCUGUAGAAUUUCCUCUAUUUCUGCAUAAAGAUGAUCUAAAAUGUGGUCAGAUCUUCAUUCAAGUCCUAAAAUGAGAUAAAGAAAACAAUUAAAUAAAUAGCACAAAAAUAUUAUACUUGUUCAUUUAUUUAUUGAGAAAAAUGGCCCAAUAUUACAUAUAUCUGUUGGAAAGCACGUGAAUCUCUGGGGUAAUGCCUCCUACAAGAGCUAUUUGGAGUCAGGUGUACUAAUCAAUAAGAUGAGAUUGGAUGCGUGGGUUGUAGAGGUGACCUGCCCUAUAAAAAAAAGCAAAGUCAGGUUACUGACAGAGCCUGCUCUUCCCAAGAAAAAUCUGUUUAUGAUCAAAACAACUUUCAGAAGAAGAAGAAUUGCAGAGAUGCACGAAGCUGGAAAAGGCUUCAAAAGCAUUUCUAAAGACCUGCGUGUUCAUCAGUCCGCAGUAAGAGAGACUGUCUGCACAUGGAGGAAACUCUGUACUGUCACUACUCUCCCUAGGAGUCUGCACCCUGCAGAAUCUCUGGAGCUUGCUAAGUCUCCGUUCAUGGGUCCGUUGUAGGAAAAACACUGAACAAGAAUGGUGUUCAUGGAAGGAAACCACUGCUCUCUUUAAAAAACACUGCAUGACUCAAGUUUGCAAAAGACCACCUGGAUGCUCUACUCGCUUCUGGGACAAUAUUCUGUGGGCAGAUAAGACAAAAGUUGAAUUUUUAAGGCAGAAAUGCAUUUUGCAAUGUCUGGAGGAAAAAGGGCACUGCUCACCAACACCAAAACCUCAUCCCAACUAUGAAGCAUGGUGCAAGGAGCAUAAUGGUUUGGGGCUGCUUUGCUGCCUCAGGGUCUGGACAGCUUGCAAAUGAAUUCAACAUUGUAUCAAGACAUUUUGCAGGAGAAUGCCAGGAUAGGAGUGUGUCAUCUGAAGUUUAAAAGAAGCUGGGUAAUGCAACAAGACAAUGAUCUGAAAGACAUGAGUAAAUGAACAACAGAGUGCUUUAAAAAGAAGAAAAUUUGUGUUUUGGAAUGGCCGAGUCACAGUCCGACCUUAAUCCUAUAAAAAUGUUGUGGAAUGACCUGAAACAAACAGUUCAUACCCACCGACAUCCCAGAGUUGAAGCAGUUUUGUAAGAAGGAAUGGUCUAAAAUUCCUCCAAGUCAAUGUGCAGAACUGAUCAAGUUACCAGAAAUGUUUGGUUGAAGUUAUUGCUGUACAAGGUCACACCAGUUACUGAAAGCAAAGGUUCACAUACUUUUUCCAACACAUGCAUGUAAUAUUGGAUCAUUUUUCUCAAUAAAUGAACAAACAACUGUUAUUUAUUUAAUUGGGCUCUCUUUAUCUGGUUUGUAUGAAGAUCUGAUCAUAUUUUAGAUCAUAUUCAUGCACAAAUACAGAAAAUUCUACAGGGUUCACAAACUUCCUAGCACCACUAAGUUAUUCAUUGCACCUGUGUGUACAUGUAUUUAUGCAGAUGACAAACUUGAUUUUGACUUUGACAGUGUAAACUGGCUGGGUCAAUAGGAAUACUCCCAAUUUAUCCCAGAUGCUACCAUCUUGCUGCUCAGCAAUCAGAAAGGGGCAUCAUUUCUCGAUGGCUUAGUCUGUAACCUUGCUGGUAGGUUUACUAGCAUGAUUCAGGAGGGUUUCAACUAAUUUGGAAGGGGGGUGGGACCCAGAGCGAUAGAGCAGUGAAAGAAGUCCAUGGAGUAAAGCCAGGCUUUGAAGAAAGAGCAGCAGAAUAAAAGGUGUAAAGGUAGUAAGGUAGAAGGGCUAAAGUGUGUGUACUUCAAUGCAAGAAGCAUCAGGAACAAAGGUGAUGAACUGAGAGCUUGGAUACAUACAUGGAAUUAUGAUGUAGUGGCCAUUAUGGAGACCUGGCUGACAACAGGGCAGGAAUGGAUUCUCAAUAUUCCUGGAUUUCAGUGCUUUAAAAGGGAUAGAGGGGGGGAAGAAGGGGAGGAGGGGUGGCAUUACUGGUCAGGGAUACUAUUACAGCUGCAGAAAGGGUGGGUAAUGUAGCAGGAUCCUCUUUUGAGUCAGUAUGGGUGGAAGUCAGGAACAGGAAGGGAGCAGUUACUCUACUGGGGGUAUUCUAAAGGUCCCCUGGUAGCAGUAGAGAUACCAAGGAGCAGGGUGGGAGGCAGAUUUUGGAAAGGUGCAAAAAUAACAGGGUUGUUAUCAUGGGUGACUUUAACUUCCCUAAUAUUGAUUGGCACUUGAUUAGUUCCAAGGGUUUAGAUGGGGCAGAGUUUGUUAAGUGUGUCCAGGAUGGAUUCUUGUCACAGUAUGUUGACAGGCCGACUAGGGGGAAUGCCAUACUAGAUCUAGUAUUAGGUAACGAACUGGAUCAGGUCACAGAUCUGUCAGUGGGUGAGAACCUGGGGGACAGUGACCACCGCUCCCUGACCUUUAGCAUUAUCAUGGAAAAGGAUAGAAUCAGAGAGGACAGGAAAAUUUUUAAUUGGGAAAGGGCAAAUUAUGAGGCUAUAAGGCUAGAACCUGUGGGUGUGAAUUGGGAUGAAGUUUUUGCAGGGAAAUGUGCUAUGGACAUGUGGUCAAUGUUUAAGGAUCUCUUGCAGGAUGUUAGGGAUAAAUUUGUCCCGGUAAGGAAGAUAAAGAAUGGUAGGGUGAUGGAACCAUGGGUGAUAAAUGAAAAUCUAGUCAGGUGGAAGAAGGCAGCAUACAUGAAGUUUAGGAAGCAAGGAUCAGAUGGGUCUAUUGAGGAAUAUAGGGUAGCAAGAAAGGAGCUUAGAAGAGCAAGGGGACAUGAGAAGACCUUGGCGAGUAGGGUAAAGGAAAACCCCAAGGCAUUCUUCAAUUAUGUGAAGAACAAAAGGAUGACAGGAAUGAAGGUAGGACCGAUUAGAGAUAAAAGUGGGAAGAUAUGCAUGGAGGCUGUGGAAGUGAGCGAGGUCCUCAAUGAAUACCUCUCUUCAGUAUUCACCACUGAGAGGGAACUUGAUGACGGUGAGGACAAUAUGAGUGAGGUUGAUGUUCUGGAGCAUGUUGAUAUUAAGGGACAGGAGAUGUUGGAGUUGUUAAAAUACAUUAGGACGAAUAAGUCCCUGGGGCCUGAAUAUUCCCUAGGUUUGUUCAAAAAAGGUAGCAGGGAUAGUCCAGGUAAUUAUAGACCAGUGAGCCUUACGUCUGUGGUGGGAAAGCUGCUGGGAAAGAUUCUUAGAGAUAGGAUCUAUGGGCAUUUAGAGAAUCAUGGUCAGAUCAGGGACAGGCAGCAUGGUGUUGUGAAGGGCAGAUCGUGCCUAACAAGCCUGAGAGUUCUUUGAGGAGGUGACCAGGCACAUAGAUGAGGGUAGUGCAGUGGAUGUGAUCUACAUGGAUUUUAGUAAGGCAUUUGACAAGGUUCCACACGGUAGGCUUAUUCAGAAAGUCAGAAGGCAUGGGAUCCAGGGAAGUUUGGCCAGGUGGAUUCAGAAUUGGCUUGCCUGCAGAAGGCAGAGGGUUGUGGUGGAGAGAGUACAUUCAAAUUGGAGGGUUGUGACUAGUGGUGUCCCACAAGGAUCUGUUCUGGGACCUCUACUUUUUGUGAUUUUUAUUAACGACCUGGAUGUGGGGGUAGAAGGGUGGGUUGGCAAGUUUGCAGACGACACAAAGGUUGGUGGUGUUGUAGACAGUGUAGAGGAUUGUCAAAGAAUGCAGAGAGACAUUGAUAGGAUGCAGAAGUGGGCUGAGAAGUGGCAGAUGGAGUUCAACCCGGAGAAGUGUGAGGUGGUACACUUUGGAAGGACGAACUCCAAGGCAGAGUACAAAGUAAGUGGCAGGAUAUUUGGUAGUGUGGAGGAGCAGAGGCAUCUGGGGGUACAUGUCCACAGAUCCCUGAAAGUUGCCUCACAGGUAGAUAGGGUAGUUAAGAAAGCUUAUAGGGUGUUAGCUUUCAUAAGUCGAGGGAUAGAGUUUAAGAGACAUGAUGUAAUGAUGCAGCUCUAUAAAACUCUAGUUAGGCCACACUUGGAGUACUGUGUACCUAUAGAGUACCUAUUCUGGUCGCCUCAGUAAAGGAAGGAUGUGGAAGCAUUGGAAAGGGUACAGAGGAGAUUUACCAGGAUGCUGCCUGGUUUAGAGAGUAUGGAUUAUGAUCAGAGAUUAAGGGAGCUAGGGCUUUACUCUUUGGAGAGGAGGAGGAUGAGAGAAGACAUGAUAGAGGUGUACAAUAUAUUAAGAGGAAUGGACAGAGUGGACAGCCAGCGCCUCUUCCCCAGGUCACCACUGCUCAGUACAAGAGGACAUGGCUUUAAGGUAAGGGGAGGGAAGUUCAAGGGGUAUAUUAGAGGGAGGUUUUUCACUCAGAGAGUGGUUGGUGUGUGGAAUGCACUGCCUGAGUCAGUGGUGGAGGCGGACACACUAGUGAAGUUUAAAAGACUACUAGGCAGGUAUAUGGAGGAAUUUAAGGUGGGGGGGUUAUAUGGGAGGCAGGGUUUGAGGGUCAGCACAACAUUGUGGGCUGAAGGGCCUGUAAUGUGCUGUACUAUAUAUUCUAUGUUCUAUGUAUGGCAGUUGAACAGCUGCCGCCACGCAGGAGACAGAAGCUGUGGAAUUGAUGAAGAGCCUCAAGGUUUUCUGAAAGACACUGAAGAACUGGAGAGUGAGAUGCAUGAAGGUCCACACAACAUGAAGCAAUGCUAGGAUCGUUGAUGCAUUUCCAGGAAAAUAAUACAAUAGAAUUUAUGAAAAACUGUGCACAAGUCAUGUCCUCUGCAGGAAUUCUCUGAUGGCCAGCAAUAGUUGGGUGUAUAAAGGGAGUUCGGGAGGACAAACACAGGGUCCUGGUGGUGGACUUUGUCAAAUGGUGCAAGCUGAAUCAUCUGCAGCUCAACAUCAGUAAGACAAAGGAGAUGGUGACGGAUUUUAGGAAGACUAAGGCUGCACUGCUUCCUGAUACUAUUGAUGGUGAGGACAUGGAUGUGGUGAGGACCUACAAGUACUGGGGGUGCAUCUGGAUGACAGACUUGAGUGGAGCACCAACACAGGCUGUGUAGAAGAAGGGCCAGAGUUGCCUCUACUUCCUGAGGAGACUGAGGUCCUUUGGAGUAUGCAGGCCUCUCUUUCACAUAUUCUAUGUCUGUUGUCACCAGUACAAUUUUCUAUGCAAUGGCGUGCUAGGGCCAUGGCAUCAACACAGGCGAUGCCAACAGGCUUAAUAAACUGAUGAGAAAGGCUGGCUCUGUUAUAGCAGUCAAACUGGACACACUGGAGGCUGUGGUAGAACAAAGGACCCUCUGGAAAAUCGUGGCAUUUCUGAACAAUGUUUCUUACCCUCUGCAUGCAAUCUUGGCUGAACAGAGGAACACUUUUAGUAAUAGACUUAGGCUACAUCCACACUAGACCGGAUAAUUUUGAAAAUGCCGGUUUCGCGUAAAAACGAGAGGCGUCUGCACUAUACGUUUUUGAAAGUACCGCUAUCCACACUGAAGUGGGAGAUUUUGGCGAAUCUACCGAAAAUAAGCGACAUGUUUGUUGUUAAAUCUCGCCGUAAAAGUGCACGUAUUGUGUAGUUACACACUAGAAAAACUUAAAACGACAGACAGCUGUUGGCUCUCACGCAGGAGAACUUAAAACUAAAAACAAAACAAAUAGUGGAGCGUACGACAGCAACCGACAGGGUGUUCACGGACAGAUUGACCCGGCUGAUGACGAUAAUUGAAAAACUGACUAACUCUGUUGCAUUAUUAAAGCACCUUGUUAAAUGUAUAAAACAUCGCUGCAUCAGUGUUAUCUUGUAUUUCCAUACAAUGUUACAUUAGACUGUUACACAUCUACUGUCAGAGAAGUACUUGCAUAAAUAGGUAAACCACCUUCAUGCGAGCAAGGACAAAAAACAGGGCAAAGUGAGUAUACUUAUUUAUUCAGUAAGUUAUGGGUCAAAGUAUUUGGUGAGUACAUUUCUAACUCUUCUGGCUUCAGUCUUGUUGCUGUCUGUUCUGAAAUUGUUAGGUUGCGUUUAAGAAAACAAUGAAAUGGCGCGCGGCCGUCUUGAGACCAUUUUCAGAAGUCUCCAGUUACCCCAUCCACACUGAUCUGCCCAAGCAGUGUUUUCAAGAAUACCCACCCUGGAAAGCGUUUCUGAAAAGCUCCGGUUUCAGGGGACGUAAAUGCCGUUUUAGUGUGAACGGAGGGUAAAAACGAAGAGAAAAAGCUUCCGUUACUGAUUUAUCCGGCGUAGUGUGGAUGUAGCCUAAGAC